Molecule: messenger RNA, 1391 nt
Organism: Pocillopora damicornis (cauliflower coral)
Lineage: Eukaryota; Metazoa; Cnidaria; Anthozoa; Scleractinia; Pocilloporidae
Source: RefSeq, a predicted model, not a curated record
AUGGGCAUCGUACAAUAUCUCCAAGUCAUGCUGUUCGUAUUCAAUUUGACACUCUCCUCUCUGGCAAAGAAAGCGGUAAAUUGUCAAAACUUCAAGUUUGCUAUCGAUGAAGAUGUCGUCCAUAAUCACAUUCUUAAGGGUCACGUGUUUCAAAGAUUAACAGUGCCCAAUGCCAUCCAGUGUCACUUGAAGUGCAAAGAUGACUGCCUGUGUGUAUCCAUGAACUAUUUCCCUCGCUCCAAAGAAAAUAACUGUGAGCUUAACGUUGCUAAUAAAGACACGGAGCCAGCGGCGAUGAAAUGGAGGCAAGGAGGAAAUUAUUAUGAUUUGGUGAGAAGCUACACGGUGAAGGGUGGAGACAGAUACGCACUAAAGAAGCACCAUUGCACUAACAGAUGCUGCCGCACCAAUCCUUGUCUCAAUAGAGGGGUAUGUCGGGAGAUUUGUGACACCCACAGCACCAGGUUUAACUGCACCUGUCCUGACACAUACUCUGGUCAGCGGUGUGAGAAGAAGAUGAAACAUCCGAGAAGCUGCAAAGACAUAGCUAAGAACAAUGCCUCGACAUCAGGAAAAUACGACAUCUACGAUUCAAACAGUGAUCGGUUUUCUGUUUACUGUGACUUGCAGUCUGAACCUGGCUUUGUAUGGACGUUAAUACAAUCGUUUUCCUUGUCCAAGAGGAAUGCCUUCAAUUAUACAGGGUUUGGAAAAAACUUUGAGAUUGAUAUUGAAGAGGGGGGAGUGAAUUGGAAUGAGUUCCGACUAUCCUUAUCACAGAUGCAGUAUCUUGCUAAUCACUCCACGCAUCUGAGAGCAACUUGUAACUUUUCUACGGAUGGUCUGCAGUAUACGGACUACGCACGCGCUAAGCUGGCAGGUCAUAACUUUUUUGGUACUUGGGAAACCUGCCAGAUGUACGAAUAUGUUAAUAUCCGGGGAAACUUCUGUUCUAAUUGCACCGCCCUGACAAAACAGAAGGAAUAUGCGUCCUGGCACAUAAAGAGUUACAAAAGUAUAAAAUUCGGAUGUGAAUUUGAUGGAAAACCAGGUGGAACCCCCAGUGAAAAAAACUUCGGACAAUUUCACAACCGGUAUAUAAAUCCGGAUCACCGCUGCUCGUUUUCUCCUGCUUCUACAACGCAGCAUUGGUUUGGAGCUAAAUGUGACGUUUAACUUUUUGCGAAUUCAUUUCCUUUCCCAGGAAAGGAAACACAGCCAACUGAAAGCAAGAAAACAUCGGAGCAAGGCUAAGAACUAACAAUGACAUCAAGUGCCUCCAAGUUUGGUCCAAUUAGGAGUUGAACUUGAACUAAACGUUUAAUAUUUCAGAUAGUUACAUUGACUGUUUAUCACAGAGGAAUAUAGACAUGCACAAGAGCGACGUCAUA